AUCAGACAAUUCUCCGACGACACAUUACAGUUUCUUCCGAUCAAAUCAAGAGAUCAGUUUAAAGAUGUCAACAGAAGAAGAAAACGUUCCAACGACGGUUGAUUCAGGAGCUGCUGAUACAACGGUGAAAGCUCCGGAGAAGAAAACGACGGCGAAAGGUGGUAAAUCUAAGAAAACGACGACUAAAGAAGCUAAAACGACGACGAAGAAGCCGGUGAAAGCUGCUGCUCCAACGAAGAAGAAAGCUUCUUCUUCUCACCCUCCCUAUGAAGAGAUGAUUAAGGACGCUAUAGUAACGUUGAAGGAGAGAACUGGAUCUAGUCAAUACGCGAUUCAGAAAUUCAUAGAGGAGAAACAUAAAUCUCUUCCUCCUAAUUUUAGGAAGCUUUUACUUGUGAAUCUAAAGAGACUUGUUGCUUCUGAGAAAUUGGUUAAAGUCAAAGCUUCUUUCAAGAUUCCUUCUGCUAAAUCCGCCGCUACACCUAAACCGGCUCCGGUUAAGAAGAAGGCAACUGUAGUAGCUAAACCUAAGGGUAAGGUUGCUGCUGCUGCUGCUCCUGUUAAAGCUAAAGCGGCUGCUAAAGGAACUAAGACUAAAGCUGUUGCUAAGCCUAAGGUUACUGCUAAACCUAAGGCUAAGGUUACUACUGCUAAACCUAAGUCUAAGUCUGUUGCUGCUGUUUCAAAGACUAAAGCUGUUGCUGCUAAGCCUAAGGCUAAGGAGAGACCAGCUAAAGCUUCUAGGACUUCGACUAGAACAUCUCCUGGGAAAAAAGUUGCUGCUCCUGUUAAGAAAGCGGUUGCUGCGACGAAGAAGGCACCGGCUAAGAGUGUGAAGGCUAAGACUGUGAAGUCUCCGGCGAAGAGAGCUUCGACUAGGAAGACGAAGAAGUGAAGAAGAUGGGUUUAGGAUAGGUUUGGGGGGAGAUUGAAUACAUGGUGGUGGUUAGC
This is a messenger RNA of Arabidopsis arenosa, 951 nucleotides long. NCBI's taxonomy places the organism in Eukaryota, Viridiplantae, Streptophyta, Magnoliopsida, Brassicales, Brassicaceae. The record is from the annotation of a GenBank genome assembly.